Messenger RNA from Arachis stenosperma, 968 nucleotides. Its product is annotated as methylesterase 17. The record is from RefSeq and is a predicted model, not a curated record. Gene Ontology annotation, biological process: jasmonic acid metabolic process; salicylic acid metabolic process. NCBI's taxonomy places the organism in Eukaryota, Viridiplantae, Streptophyta, Magnoliopsida, Fabales, Fabaceae. Gene Ontology annotation, molecular function: methyl salicylate esterase activity; methyl indole-3-acetate esterase activity; methyl jasmonate esterase activity.
AAAAUGCAUUUGAGAGAGAAGGGUGAAAAGUCAUAGAGGCAUGGGUGUGAUGGGAGGAGAAGAAGGGAUUGAGGAAGGUAGAGGGUCAAAAGAGCAAGAACACUUUGUACUUAUCCAUGGCAUAGGUGGUGGAGGUUGGUGCUGGUACAAAAUCCGGUGUCUUAUGGAGAAUUCCGGCUACAAGGUCUCAUGCCUAGACCUUAAAGGUGCCGGAAUUGAUCAAUCCGAUGUUGAUUCCAUUCUCUCCUUUGAUGAUUACAAUAAGCCUCUCAUGGAUUUCAUGUCUUCUUUGCCAGACAACGAACAGGUGAUACUAGUGGGGCACAGUGCAGGAGGGUUGAGUGUUACUCAAGCAUGUCAUAAAUUUGCUAAUAAGAUCCGUUUAGCAGUGUAUGUGGCAGCAACUAUGCUCAAGUUUGGGUUCUUAACCGACCAAGAUCUUAAACAAGGGGCACCAGAUUUAUCAGAAUUUGGUGAUGAUGUAUACAAGCUAGGAUUUGGAUUGGGAGCAGAUAAGCCUCCAACAAGUGCUUUGGUGAAGAAAGAAUAUCAACGCAAAAUCAUAUACCAAUUGAGCCCUCAUGAGGAUUCAACCCUAGCUGAAAUGCUGCUAAGGGCAGGGCCAGUACAAGCAUUAACAAGUGCAAGAUUCAAUAACAAUGAGGAAGAAGUGGAGAAGGUGGCGCGCGUGUACAUAAGGACAAGGCAUGACAAUGUGAUUAAGGCAGAACAACAGGAAGCCAUGAUUAAGAGUUGGCCACCUUGCACUGUUUAUGAAUUGGACAGUGACCAUAGCCCUUUCUUCUCCACUCCAUUCCUUCUCUUUGGCUUCCUCGUUAAGGCUGCUGCUACCUUUGACGUUGGAUGCAACUAAUUAAUAAUAAUAACUAUGUAUCUAUACUUCUUUUCUUCUUAGCUUUCAUCUUAAUUAGCUUCCAUACAUGAAUAAAUGUGCUGUGAUUAUGAGA